AUGAAUUCCAGAUCACGACGUCCUCGAGAACGCUCUCCGUCCUUUGAAGAGGUUCGAGAGAAAAGAAGAGAAUCCUCUCAGUACGACAAUGAGAGGCGACGGCGCAGAAGAAGAAGCCCUGCUAGCUCUGAAGAGGACAUUCCAAGAAGAAAGGUCCACAACGACCCCAGCGACCAAGAGUCAGAUCCGGACUAUCCUCCUCCACCGCCACCGGAGCCUGAAAAUGAUGCCAACAUAAGGUAUCGGCCAAUGGCCCCAUUCAGUUGGAGAAAUGAGAUUUGUCGCUUCUUGGAUGUUUCGCCUGAUGCCCUGGAUGAUGAAGUUUUCCAGGCCAUGACCAAAGCGUCUAUAAUCCUAAAGGAAGCUGAGCAGAUGAAGGCCAAGUACGAAGCCGGCCGAGGACCUCCCCGCUAUGAAAUUAUCCACUCAGUCCGAUGCGAACAGUCCAGAACCGAAGGUAGACUCUAUCUGGACCAACCCUGGGUUGUAGAGACUGGCCCCAACGAUGCUCACUUACGGGGAAGCCAACCCAUCCUAAACUUUGAGCUAUUUCUCGAACGAAACAAAGAAAUUGUCUUUGUAAUUUAUAAAGAUUACAGAUGUUGUGGAAGACAGCACAAUAGUCGCUCCAGAGCCCACACUGAACCAGAUGGUCAAGUCGACGCAUCUUCACUGUUGACCGCAGAACAUAUAUCUAUUAUAUCGCCCGAUCUCAGCUCAGCUAUGGAAGAGUUUUCAGACAUUGCGCUGGGAGACUUUCCUCACACUGAUUUUCGAGGCGGCGAGGAAAUGCGCCAUCCGUAUAUCUGGUGGUUCCAUCGUCGGAAAGAGAUUGACGAAGCUCUUGAGAAGUAUAAGUCAUCACCAUGGUUGCCUAUGGUUUAUUUAUUCCGCGAAUAUAUCCUUGGUCGCAUGACAGAAGAAUGGGAAACAGUGGAUGGGUUGCUUGCCCGGAAAAGGAUAUGUCUCAAGUAUAUGGAUUAUCUCUUUGCAACAAAAGUCAAUGUGACUUUCUGGACCUUCAAUGGCACAUUUCGGAAAGCAUCAAAGGAGUGUUCCAUCAAGGACAUCACACCCACACCUGUCGAUGAGAUGGACGAAUUCAACAUCACAGACUUGCCGCUUUACCCUAUUGAGUAUGCCAGUAGUGAGAUUGCCGAUGCACUUCAUCGGUUCUCGGUUCAUGGUAGAUAUCGCAACACACAAGAAGUUGCAUCGCGAUGCUACCACGCGCUCCCAGCGACAGGAUUCUCCAGGGAAAAGGCAACGGUCUUUUUAUUCUUCUCCAUGGGUGGGUUUAUACUAAUCGUUCGCCUCGACGUAACUGACAGUAGUGUAGUGGUCCCGGUACAGGAAAAACGCUCACUGCUGAAAGGUACCAAGGCUGAAGAUGUCGAACGGUAUCUUAACGUUGUUCUCCAUCUUGGAAAAACAUGGGGUUGCGGCAUUCUAAUUCUCACGAGCAACCGUGUGGGCAUUUUCGACGAGGCUUUCAAGUCCCGAAUCCAGCUCAAUCUCCGAUACAAAACACUCGAUCGAGCCCAAAGAAAGCAGAUCUGGAAAAACUUCUUCAUCCGCCUUAGACGCCUCGAGCAGGAAAAUGGGACAACGGGAGGAUCGUAUGGAGCAAACGUGGAUGAGAUGAUGGGCAAGCUUGAUGAUCUGGCUGAAGCUAACCUGAACGGUCGCCAGAUUCGAAAUGCUGUGUCUACAGCGAGACAGUUGGCUAGAUAUCAGAAAGAGCCAUUGUCGUAUAAGCACCUGACAGCUGUGAUCGACGAAGCAAAGAAGUUUGACGAGUAUUUGUUGGAAUUGAAUAGGUCGUAUACGGCGGAUGAGAUUCAGAGGGACAAAGGAGAGCGUUAA
Messenger RNA from Fusarium graminearum PH-1, 1866 nucleotides. RefSeq lists its product as uncharacterized. The coding region runs from base 1 to 1866 and encodes 621 amino acids. NCBI's taxonomy places the organism in Eukaryota, Fungi, Ascomycota, Sordariomycetes, Hypocreales, Nectriaceae. The record is from RefSeq and is a predicted model, not a curated record. The transcript is spliced from 8 exons.